This is a messenger RNA of Anguilla rostrata (American eel), 1791 nucleotides long. Its product is annotated as apoptosis regulator BAX-like. Gene Ontology annotation, biological process: mitochondrial fusion; extrinsic apoptotic signaling pathway in absence of ligand; positive regulation of apoptotic process. The transcript is spliced from 6 exons. NCBI's taxonomy places the organism in Eukaryota, Metazoa, Chordata, Actinopteri, Anguilliformes, Anguillidae. Gene Ontology annotation, molecular function: protein homodimerization activity; channel activity; protein heterodimerization activity. Gene Ontology annotation, cellular component: mitochondrial outer membrane. The record is from RefSeq and is a predicted model, not a curated record. Bases 80 to 655 code for a protein of 191 amino acids.
CUCUGGUGCACACACGCGGAACACGCUCUUGGUCACAUGACCCAAGGAGGAAGUGCUGGGUAAACAAUUGAAAUAAAAAAUGUCUGCACCGUCGCGGGGAGACUCAGGUGCUGACACUGAUCAAAUAUUAGACACUGGAGCAGCUUUACUAAAAGAUUUUAUCGUGGAUCGAGUACGUCGCCAUGGUACCGAGGAUGUGACCGUCACUUAUACCCAACUGGGUGGAACUGAGCUGUGCGACCCAGCCCAAAAGCAACUUGCCCAGUGUCUCCAACGAAUAGGGGAUGAACUGGAUAGUAAUGUAGAACUACAGAGCUUGAUCAACAGCUCAGCCUUACAGCCCACCAAGGAGGUGUUCAUCCAGGUUGCCUGCCAGAUUUUCUCUGAUGGCAAGUUUAACUGGGGCAGGGUGGUGGCCCUCUUCUAUUUUGCCUGCCGGCUGGUCAUCAAAGCACUUGUGACAAAGGUCCCUGAGAUCAUUCGAACCAUCAUAAGCUGGACAAUGGACUACAUCAGGGAUCAUGUGAUCAACUGGAUCAGGGAGCAAGGAGGCUGGGAGGGUAUCAAGUCCUACUUUGCAACGUCAAAGUGGCAAACAGCAGGAGUGAUUCUAGCCAGUGUCCUUGCCACUGUUUUGGUCCUCCGCAAAAUGUGAAGAGAAACGGUGGGAUGGAAAGGGAUAGGGUCACAAUAGGAUUGUUGCAAGAGAAAAAAGAGAGGGAGAAAUAACAGAGAGGGUCAAAUGUGUGGACAUCUGUUUCUGUCUUCUGAGUGAUGAAGAACUACUCCACUUCAUCUCUCCUCCACAGGGGGGAAGCUGAUUGGCUGCCUUUGCACUGAAGAAGAGUGUAAUCAACUGACAGAGAUGAGCACCUCUCAUACCUGGCUUUCUCAAUGAGAGUCUUUUAAUCUUCCUGUUGCUUGAAAGAGAGUAAUACGAGUGUAAGUGAGAAUGAGAUAACUAUAUUUUAAUGGAAGUUGACGAUGAAGAAAGAUUUCCUUCCAUAUCCAUAUUUUCCCACAACCCUGUCCAGGUCACCUACUUUACCAAUUUUCAUCAGUUUUCUCCAUCAACCUCUAUGACUACCUCUCUUUUCCAAACUGUCUCUGUGCUUUGCCAUAUAUAACACUUUCAUAUAUGCAUGUGGGUGUUCCAGGCACAGACAUUUUGUAUAGUGAAAUUACUUCACAUUGUUCAAAUGCAGUUAUUCAGUACUGUGCAGAUUCAACAUAGUGUCAGUUUAUGUUCACUGUACCACACUGGGAUUAUUUAGAAACUCUAAAAUUCUAUCCAUAUUUGUUUCUUACUUUUAUAGAAUACGUUUCAGUGAUUUCAGUGUGAACAAGAAUAUAACUCUGUUUCAAGCUGUCAGUGCCUUGAGCUUUUUUUUUUGAAUAGGGAGUGACAUGUCUUCAUUUUCCCUGAUAAAAAUAAGUUACUGGUAUAGAAAAGCAAAAAAUGUUUUUUUUUUCAAAUUCCAGGUUCUGCAAUCUACUACUCAAAUGUGGAUAUUUCUUUUCUAUUUUAUCUUCAUAACAUUUUAUACCUACAAAUAAAUCAUAGCUGCAAGCAGCGAUUAAAGAGCAAAGCACUAUUGGUAACAAUGAAGCCAGUGAAUAUAAAGCCAGUUUGCAGUGCCUCAAUGUGGAUUUGUUUUAGCUAAAGUGGAUGUUGUGCAUUCAAGUAUGUUUUGGGGGAAAAAAUCAAAUUUGUUUUGAAGUUUGGAGAAUUUUCUUAUUAUAGCAUCUGUUAUUUUAUUAUCAUUUAAAAUUUAUUUUGGACUAGUGAUA